This is a messenger RNA of Arabidopsis arenosa, 831 nucleotides long. NCBI's taxonomy places the organism in Eukaryota, Viridiplantae, Streptophyta, Magnoliopsida, Brassicales, Brassicaceae. The record is from the annotation of a GenBank genome assembly.
CCGUCGACUUUCUGACCUUGUAUGGUGAGAAUUAACAACUUCCUUCCUUUAGGGUAAGAUUUUGGGAAUUCUCAUGGAAAUUCCACCUUACCAGCUUGGUUAAUGGAAAUUGGGUUCAUAAAUAAAAAAUUGGUUAACUCGAUGUAAUGAUCUUCUCUUUAUUGAGCAGUAAGAUUGGAAGCUCUUGUUUCGAAUCGAUUCAACCCUCAAAUCUGAGAGUUUUGGAUCCAUAUUAUAAGUCAAGUUUGGAGCUAUGGUGUGGUGUAACCAUUGUGGGAAGAACGUUCCCGGAAUACGCCCCGAUGAUGGUGCAUUGUCAUGUGAUUUAUGUGGCAGGAUUUUGGAGAAUUUCAAUUUUUCUACUGAAGUUACAUUCGUUAAGAAUGCAGCUGGACAGAGCCAAGCUUCUGGUAACAUAGUGAAGAGUGUUCAGAGUGGGAUGUCAAGCUCACGUGAAAGGAGAAACAGAAUAGCUAAAGAUGAGCUUAUGAAUUUGAGAGAUGCUUUGGGAAUCGGUGAUCAAAGAGAUGAUGUUAUUGUCAUGGCUUCUAAGUUCUUUGGAAUGGCACUUGAUCAUAAUUUCACUAAAGGCCGUAGAAGCGAGCUAGUACUGUCUUCAUGUCUCUACUUGACUUGCAGUGCUACCGGCGCCGACAGGUUCGCCGUACCAAGUAACUCCGGCGGUCCCCGAUCCAGCAACAUCUAUAGUCUCAUUUUGGCAAUAACAAAACUUUAGUGAGACUGCAAAAAGAGCUAAGAGAACGAAGUAUCUAUGUGAUGAUGAUGCCAUUGAUCUAGCUACCUUGUUUUGUAUAAAAAAGUUUUUUUUAU